AUGGCUUUCGUGAUCGGCCUCCUUUUAUCUCGCGAAACUGCUUGGAUUGCUGGGCAAGUUGGAGUCCCCGCAGACGAGUCGUGCCGAUCCCAUGGGGGCGAGCGACAUGAUCAGCCACUGAACCACGCCAGCGGUCUCCGCGUCCCCUGGAAGGCUUGGGGGAAAUCUGGUCUUAGAACGUCUUCGAAGUUCGAACAAUCGUCAAGAGGACUGAUUUUGAUUCCUGGUAGUUGGGAUUCCACGGUUUAUAAGUUAUACUCCGCGACUUUCUCCGCUAGUCUAGUUAAUGGUGCCGGCACCUUGGCUAUAUGCGACCGUACUCUGCAGGCGUUUAUCCGGUGGUUCAUCGACUGUCCAAAUUGGAUCAUUUGA
Molecule: messenger RNA, 372 nt
Organism: Paecilomyces variotii
Lineage: Eukaryota; Fungi; Ascomycota; Eurotiomycetes; Eurotiales; Thermoascaceae
Exons: 1
Coding region: 1-372 (123 amino acids)
Source: RefSeq, a predicted model, not a curated record